Molecule: messenger RNA, 1132 nt
Organism: Sinocyclocheilus grahami
Lineage: Eukaryota; Metazoa; Chordata; Actinopteri; Cypriniformes; Cyprinidae
Product: phosphatidate cytidylyltransferase 1-like
Exons: 10
Coding region: 269-1132 (287 amino acids)
Cellular component (GO): endoplasmic reticulum membrane
Molecular function (GO): phosphatidate cytidylyltransferase activity
Source: RefSeq, a predicted model, not a curated record
UUUACGUUGAGUCACUGGAUGAGAGAGAGAGAGAGAGAGAGAGAGAGAGCGAGAGAGAGAGAGAGAGAGACGUAACUAACAAAACAGCAGCAGAUCUGCGGGCAUAAACAAAUGCACGCAGGCUGUCUGUCCCUCCACCUGCCGCGGGAGACACUUUGAUGGUCGCAGUAGGUUAAAUUAACCGGAUUACCGAGAACCCCGCUCUGCUUUAUUUUAACGUGGACCUCCGACGAUAUCUAUGCAUUAUUUAGACUGAAAUAAGCCAAAAAUGACGGAGCUGAGACGGCGAGGAGGAGGAGGAGACCCUGACAGCACUGAAAACAUCAGUGACAAGGAGGCAGAUGGAGAUGACAAACUCACUUUUCCUGGCGAGGGGGAAGGAGAAAUAGAGGGCGACUCCAAAGCGGACACACCAGACGUACCACCUUCCACAGAUAACACUCCACAGUGUCUCAACAAAGCCCUGGAGGGUUUGUCAUCUAGGUGGAAGAACUGGUGGAUAAGAGGCAUAUUGUCAUUGACAAUGAUCAUUGGCUUCUUUCUUAUCAUCUAUUUGGGACCCAUUAUGCUUAUAUUUGUGGUUAUGGGUGUUCAGAUCAAGUGUUUUCAUGAAAUUAUAACCAUUGGCUACAGAGUUUACCAUUCCUAUGAACUACCAUGGUUUAGGACUCUUAGCUGGUACUUCUUGAUUUGUGUGAACUACUUCUUUUAUGGUGAGACCGUGGCUGAUUAUUUCGGCGCACUCGUUCAAAGGGAGGAACCUUUGCAGUUCCUUGUGCGUUAUCAUCGGUUUAUUUCUUUUGCACUGUAUUUAGCAGGUUUCUGCAUGUUUGUACUGAGUUUAGUGAAGAAACAUUACCGCCUGCAGUUUUAUAUGUUUGCUUGGACCCAUGUGACCUUGUUGAUUGUGGUGACUCAGUCACAUCUGGUUAUUCAGAACCUGUUUGAGGGAAUGAUCUGGUUUAUUGUUCCCAUCUCUAUUGUGAUCUGUAAUGACAUCAUGGCCUACCUAUUUGGCUUCUUUUUUGGAAGAACUCCACUGAUUAAGCUCUCCCCAAAGAAGACCUGGGAAGGAUUCAUUGGGGGAUUCUUUGCAACAGUGGUCUUGAGUUUCUUUGUAAGUCACCAUUAG